AUGUCAGUGCCAACGGUUCCAAUUAGCGCCGUGGAACGCCGUUCCGGAAGGUUCUUUACUGCAUCUAAUAGGGAGGGCCAGUUCGACGCUCCUUUCAGUAGAAAUGGAGGUCCAUUUGCCCAAAGGCAGUGCUCCAGCAAUCUUUGGGGGUACAUCCGCGCGAUACCACAUCCGCCGGAUUCAAGUAAUAAGGCCUCAAAGCUGAGGUCCGAGGGAAAAGUUGAAAGGCCCGCACCCAUUGGUCCUUUUUGGGCUCUUACUUCCACCCGAGGCAGAGCCUAUCUUCCAGCUCCCACCGUUAAUCGUGGCUCCGAACCCACCAGUCUCGAUACCAGUCCCAGUCGCAUCCCUACCAUCCGCAGACCCAGUUCCAUCCCGACCAGCCGCGUACCGAUCCGCAGGCUUGCGGGUGUCCCGACGAGAAACACUUCCCCAGUUCGGGCCACUCCCUUGGAGGAAGUAACCAGUGCCAGUGCGUGUUCCUUGCCCUUGCUUCUAUCCUCCGAGAAUACAGUGGCCGAUCAUGAACUAAUCCAGCCGCCCUCGAGAAAGGAAAAAUCGCAUCAUCGGGUAAUCGAGUUGAACAAGGUGCGACUUUUGAAGUUGCAGCACAAGAAGCUGGAGAACUUGCAGACGGAGCUCAUGCACAAAAUCCGUACCUUGGCACCCCAAAGGCUUCAAGGAGUCUACAAGUUUGUGGCCGUGGUGGUGAACGAGAAGUGCAAAGUCGAGAGUAACCUCAAAAAGAACACCAUUGUCGAGGAGAUCGAUCAGUUGUGUGGUCCAGCCUCGAAAGGUGGGAUUUUUAACGAAAGUCUGUAUCGCGAGAUAGCUCGCUUGCGGUUGGAGAAGAAGCACAUUGAGUCUAAGUUCUUUAACAUCAAGAAGGAGCACUGCGACCAGAUGAACCAAUUGAGUUCGGAGUACGAGGCCAACCUGGCUGACGAGCUGGCCGCAUGCGAUCACACCAUCAGUGAGCUGAAGAAGAGCCUGCGGCGCAGCGAGGAUGUAGUCGAGGAGCUGUCCCAGCUAGUGGCCGAGAAGAGUGCCACGCUGGCCAAUGAGGAUGGAAUCAUUGGAGAAUUGCGAACCGAACUGGGCAAGCUUAGCAAGUUGCGAAUGCAUCACCGCCUGGAGGAGGCGCAUGUUGGACCGGACAAAGCCCGACACUCCAUUGAUAAGCAGUUGGCACAGAUCGCCUUCUUGGUGGGCGAACUGAAGGAGGCACGCAAGCUCAUUGUCAAUCUGCAGCAGCGUCAGGAUGUCAUGGACAAGGGUGUCAUGGAGAAGGAUCUGGUUAUUGCCGAACUAAACGAAAAAUAUAGAAAUACUAUGAUGCAGAUAAGUAAACUAAAAGAAGCAUUAAAUAUCAAAUCCAUCGAAUCGGAGACCCAAUCUCAAGUCGAGGGUCGGUUAAACAAAGAGAUAACCAAAUUGCGGGAGAAGAUCGAUCUCGAUCAGCAGAAGCUCACCGCUCGGAACCACUUGAAAAACAGCCUGCAGAAGACCGAGCAGGAGAACCGAGCCAAACUGGACAAAAUGUACUGUCAAGUGAACAACGAGCUGGCCUCGAAGGAGGAGGAGUCGCUAAACGCCUGA
Molecule: messenger RNA, 1599 nt
Organism: Drosophila gunungcola (fruit fly)
Lineage: Eukaryota; Metazoa; Arthropoda; Insecta; Diptera; Drosophilidae
Exons: 8
Coding region: 1-1599 (532 amino acids)
Source: RefSeq, a predicted model, not a curated record